Oryzias latipes (Japanese medaka) is the source of this 890-nucleotide messenger RNA. Lineage: Eukaryota; Metazoa; Chordata; Actinopteri; Beloniformes; Adrianichthyidae. The record is from RefSeq and is a predicted model, not a curated record.
GUCAAUUAUCCACCAUAGCACAGGUACGACUCCUCAAGGACCAUACUAGCAGGUAAGAUGCCUCGAGAGUGGGUGAUACCAUGGCUCAUCCUGUGUCUUGGACCGUCUCCAUCUCAUACUGAUAUGUCGAUGAGUGAUGGAAAAAUGCCAGUAAUACGAGAAGUGACACUCCCCAACAGCCACCAGUUCUGCAGCACAUGGGGAAACUACCAUUUCAAGACUUUUGGAGGGAAAUUCUUCCAGUUUCCAUUCACUUGUAACUACAUUUUCGCCACCCACUGUAAAACUAGUUAUGAGGUUUUCAAUAUACAGCUACAGCGAGAGGAGGUCGAAGGGGUUGUCACCAUCAAGAGGGUCAUUAUGAAGCUGGAUGGUUUGGUGGUGGAAUUAGCAAGCAGUUCAAUCACAGUUGAUGGUAAUGGUGUUACCAUGCCUUACAAAAAGGCUGGCCUUUCCAUUGGCAGUUUUUCUUCCUAUGUCAAAAUUGAGACAAGUUUGGGCCUGGUUGCCAUGUGGAAUCAGGAAGACUCAUUUUGGGUGGAGCUGGAUUCAAGAUUUCAAAAUCAGACUUGUGGUCUUUGUGGAGAUCUUGGUGACAUCAAUUCUGCUGAUGAUUCAGUUCAGUCAGGUAAAUACCUAAUUCUGCAUAAAACAGACAUACAUAAAUCAUUCUUAGAACAUGUUAAAUUCCUUGCUCCACAGAGAACUUCAUCGAUGCUGAAAUUUAUGCUGAAAGUUUUCAAGUGAAGGAUCCAUCAGGAAACUGUGAAUCUGUCCCCUCCCAAUCCCAAAUUUGUACAAAUCAAGACCCGCAAAUCAGUCUCUGCAAAGAUCUGAUUGCUGGACCUGCUUUCAGUAGUUGUCCAGACCUGCUGAACACUGACCCCUUC